AUGACUUCAUCUCAGAACGGGGUCCCGGCGGUCUUGUUCGACUUGGAUAACACCAUCUUCGAUCAUUACCACUCGCUGAAAACCGCCAUAUCGUCAAUCCAGAAGAACUUCGAUGGCAUCGCACAGUAUACCACACAAGACCUCAUUUCCAAGUACAACGCGUCACUUCAGAAGGCCUAUGACGAAUAUCUCAGCAAGGAGAUCAGUUACGAAGAGGCAGAUUUGAAGAAAGUCCGUUUGUUCUUCGGUGAGAUUGGACUUCCAGAGCCAGACCACGAGCAAAUUAUCGAGUUCCGAAACAUCUACAAGCCAGCAUACCGAGGCAGCCGAAGAGCGACACCAGGGAGCGUUGAGAUACUGGUUCGUCUCCGCGAACAGGGAUACCGACUUGCGAUCGUCACAAAUGGUCAAGUCAAGGAUCAGCUAGAGAAACUGGACGCCAUUGGAGUUCGUCAUCUUGUCGAUACGAUCAUCACCUCGGAGGAAGCAGGUUGUCGCAAGCCUGAGACGCACAUAUUCCACCUGGCACUCCAAGCUCUGGGAGCGUCGAUCCAGAAAAGUUAUGUGGUGGGUGAUGACGUGGAAUCGGAUAUCAAAGGGGGUAUUGAUGCUGGACUCAACACCAUUUUGUAUUCACCCCUCUCCAGAGACUCCACACGGGAGUUGUAUGGGAGAACUGUGCCCGUUGUCCAAAGCAUGGCUCAGCUCCCGGGGCAUCUCAGCUUCAGCCUCCCAAGGUUUGCCCCGCGCAUCUAUUUGCAGGAUUCCAAGGUCAUAGCCGAGGGCAUUGGAAUGGACGUGGUCACUGGGCGACGGCAUUAUCUGUCUCUAACAAAAGAGACUGUUCGUCUCCUGGCGAGUCAGCUGGCCUAUAUCUUCAGAGAUAUUUCCGAGAAUGAUUACGUCUCUGCUAUCUCCCGAGUUGAAACGAUGAUCAGGGUUACAGCCAAAGCUGCCUCUCCAAUUGAUGAGACAGCCAUUCAGAUCUCGUAUACGGGCCAAAUCCAGUCAUCGGUGACGGAAAACAUCGAUCUUGCAAUGGUUAGCACGGAGAGGCCGCACAGCAUUCGUGUCGAGUACAACAAGCAAAUUUUCGCGUCCGACUCGAGCACUCGGAGCCAAUUGCGAGAAUGUUUUGAACUAGUCCAAGAGUACUGCGACAACCUGAUGCGAGACCAUCCAAAAGCAGCACUAAGCAAUCUUAGGUCUGUGAUGUUUAUACUGGGUGGCUUUGCAGGGAUCCGAAAUUCCGUGGUAGUUGAGUGUGAUGGGAUCGAUCUUGAAAGAAGCUAA
Molecule: messenger RNA, 1293 nt
Organism: Colletotrichum karsti
Lineage: Eukaryota; Fungi; Ascomycota; Sordariomycetes; Glomerellales; Glomerellaceae
Product: had-superfamily subfamily variant 1
Exons: 1
Coding region: 1-1293 (430 amino acids)
Source: RefSeq, a predicted model, not a curated record